Molecule: messenger RNA, 3897 nt
Organism: Parathielavia appendiculata
Lineage: Eukaryota; Fungi; Ascomycota; Sordariomycetes; Sordariales; Chaetomiaceae
Exons: 3
Coding region: 187-3897 (1236 amino acids)
Biological process (GO): endosomal vesicle fusion; vesicle-mediated transport; autophagy
Cellular component (GO): fungal-type vacuole membrane; cytoplasm
Source: RefSeq, a predicted model, not a curated record
GUGGAGCUUCCAGGUCCUUGACCUUCCAUUACCAUAACACGGUGCCGGAUUCUCCUCUCCCAACGGCCGUGGACGACGGGACAAACAACAGACGCGCCCGCCAUUAGGUUCCCUUAAUCGGCCCCGGCGCCGCAUCUUCCGGUGAUCCACAAUCUGCGGCCAGGCGACAAUGGUUCGGGAUGCGCCAUGGCAUCCGACCCUCAGAGGAAGCACGGCAGGGCAGCGGCAGCAGCAGGAGUAGCAGCAAUCCCCGGAGCCCGACCCUAUGCAUUGCGCCCGCUGCUUCAUGACGUGCCCCUCUCUGCAGACGGCAACAACGAGGAUGUCAAGAUAAACUGCGUCGAUUACUAUGAUGGGAACCUCUACGUCGGCACCAGCGCAUCUGAGCUCCUCCACUUCUUCCGCAUCCCUCCCGAUCCCAGCGACCCUAGCGCACCGGCUACCUUUAUUCUCGCGUCACGAUUACCUCCAGUGUAUUCCGAGCCCGCCGGCGGCGUCAACGGUUCGCGCCCGGGUGUGCAGCAGAUACUCCUCCUCCCACGAGUCGCUAAGGCCUGCGUUUUGUGCAAUUGGACCGUCACCUUCUACUCUCUGCCCGAGCUGAGCCCCGUAUUUGGUGCCACGCAGGUCAGAAACUGCAACUGGAUAGGCGGAGUGGACUUGAAUGACGGGAGCAAUGGAGGAAACGAGAGGUCAGCUGCCGUGACGAUCCUCCUGUCACUAAACCGCCGGAUACAGGUGGUCAGGAUAGGGGAAGAAGAUGCUCGGGUGCUCAGGAAAAUCGACUUUGCGGGGAGCACUCUCUCAGUGCGCAGGGACUCGAUCGCUUGUGUCGCCGACUCGAGAAAUUACGCCCUGCUAGACGUCGACCGCCAGCUCAAGAUCCCAUUGAUGAGCAUAUCAUCCCUGGACGACUCGCAACCUGAUGGCGCUUUUGGUCAAACCCAGAACCUUGCCACUGCCCCGGACAGCGGGCUGUCUAGGAGUGCUUCGUCUGCGACAGCCCGCACACCAGCUAACUCCCAUGGUCAUUCUAGGAGCACCAGCUUAGGAGACUUCAUUUCGGGUAUGCGGCGGAACGAGCGACGGUCGGGAGAUGCCGAGGAACCCGUCUUCCAAGACUCCGACGCACCGCCACCUUCACGGAGCCCAGCGCCAGCAGACAAGCCGUUGCCGGCCCCUCCACCACCGAACUCUACAGACCUUUUGGCCGCUCAGGCAGCUUUACCUCCGCGGACAGCAACACCGCCAAUACGGACGACGCCGUCCCCAAAGCCUGGCUCCGUCUUUUUGAAACCACAUAUCGUAUCCCCUACUGCAGAAGAGUUCCUCAUUGUCACUGGAACCGGUCCCCUUGACCGGGGCAUCGGCAUGUUUGUGAACCUUGACGGAGACCCCACGCGCCCUACUCUCGAGUUUGCCAGAUACCCCCGUGAAAUUGCGGUUGACGGAGGCUCAGCAGACCUAUCCUCCUCGGUCCCAUCGCUGGGUGCUAGGGAGGAAGGAUAUGUUCUUGCGUCAAUGACCAAGGAGUUUGAAGAUGGUUUGCACCAUGGCCUGGAGAUCCAGCGCUUUGACGUGAAUGUAGGCGAGGACGAGCCGGAAAAGUGGUGGCUCGAGAUCAACGACGACGAGCCAAAGCAGCCGACAGCGAGCACCCCGAUAGGCAUCCGGCCGUUGCUACAGAGUGAAGAGAUGCUUUUUGAGGAUGUUGUCGAGCGACUCUGCCAGAGGCGGUUCUUGCCCUUCAAGGGGCAGCCUGAGACCCCGACUACGUCCCUGAAAAACAGCGAUUCCCGGACUGCGCUGUCGCUACAGCGGCUCUCUCAGGAAAGAGAGUUGUUCGACAGGGAUCCCGAGUCCGAAGACGAGCAACUACCCCCAAGUUGGGAAGCCACGAGAAUCAAAGAGGGCGAAGACUUUGUUCGACGCUUAGCGAAGACGUCUUCGCGCUUGGCUGUCUGGGCUGGAAACAAGAUCUGGUGGGCCGUCCGAAACCCAUUACUGACGCAACUGGAUCAUGCUCUAGAGUUGGCUGCUGCCAACAAUCAGCAUACGAGCUUGAGCAGCGUUGAGACGAGGCAGCAGCUCCUUUCGCUACUAGACGCGAUCAAGGAUCGCGAAGCCACAACAGAACUCGAGUUCAUGACACUGGGUUACAUCAAGCAGAAAGCGAGCGUCAUGCUCCUGGCGACUUUCCUGGGCUCGCCAGAACCACCCUUCACCGACAGGGAAACGAAAGCGAUGGAGGAUAACCUGGUCGGCGGGGACUUGGACGCUAGAGUCGUCCUAUCUCUGAUACCCGCCCUCCGUAACGAAAUCGUCGUGAAUCGAAGAGGCAUAUGGAUCUAUGGGGGUAUCAAGAGCAUCGUUGAGCGCCACAUCGGAGCGGAAACAAAUGGAACCCCGGCACAAGGAAUCGGCUCCUUGGCUUCCAAUGUUCUCCAGUUCCUGAGGCGUUUUCUGUCCGCAUGGAGAAAGAAAAAGGGAUUCGGCAGUAUACCAGACGAGGUGUUUCGGACAGUGGAUGCCUCCUUACUGCUGGUGCUGCUGGAACUGGACCAGAGCACGCCCAUCGCUCAAACCGGCAAACCCGGCUCAGUCCGAAAAGAGCUGUACGACCUCGUUGAUCACGGCGUCGACUGCUUCGACAGAGCAGUCGACCUGCUCGAGUCAUACCGCCGUCUCUUCGUUCUCAGCCGGCUGUACCAACAUCGCAAGAUGGCAGCAGACGUGCUCGCAACGUGGCGACGCAUCAUUGAAGGGGAAGAAGACAGGGGCGGCGAACUCGGCGACGGCGAGCAACGCCUGAGGAGUUACCUCUCCAACAUCAGCAACCAGGCGCUAGUGCAGGAAUAUGGCAUGUGGCUGGCCAGUCGCAACCCCAAGCUAGGUGUCCAGGUUUUCACCGACGAGAAGGGCAAGGCCCCCAAAUUCCAACACACCCAAGUUGUCGCCCUCCUCAGGGAGGAGGCACCUGACGCGGUCAAGUACUACCUCGAGCAUCUCGUUUUCGGUAAAGGCAGCACAGCCUACGUCAAUGAGCUCAUUACGUACUACCUCGACAUUGUCAUCAGCAACCUCCAGACCUCUCCCGCUUCCCGUGACAACAUCGCCGCCUCCUACGACACCUACCGUGCUCUUCGACCACCCAAGCCAACCUAUCUCCACUUCCUCGCCGACAAGGCCCCCCCCAACGACGAAGUAUGGCAAAGCCGCCUCCGGCUCCUCCAACUCCUCGGCGGCGGGCACGACUACGACGCCGCCGCCAUCCGCAAGCGGAUCGACGACUCCCUCGCCGCCCUCACACCAUCACCACCCCAACCCGACGGUACCUCAGUCACCACCAACGGCACCACCACCGCCUCGCCAGAAGCCUCCCUCCUCGUACCCGAAUCUAUCAUCCUCGCUUCCCGCGCCCGGCACCACGCCACGGCCCUGCGCCUGCUCGUCCACCGCCUCGGCGACUACGACACGGCGGUGUCGUAUUGCAUCCGCGGCGCCGCGGCGCUCACGCCCCCGCAAAACACACGCCGCCACCGCCGCGACAGCGACAGCGACCUGCCGCCGACGUGGGAGGAGCAAACGGGCCUCUUCUGCGCGCUGUUGGGCGAGUUCCUCGCGCUGCGGGACGAGGCCGAGAGGGUCGAGCAGACGGGCGCGCUGCUCGAGCGGUUCGGGCCGUGGUUCGACGUUGUCGAGGUGCUCGAGCUGGUGCCGGAGGGGUGGGGCGUCGAGGUGGUGAGCGGGUUCCUUGUGGCGGCGCUGCGGAGGCUGGUCUGUGAGCGGCGUGAGGCCAUGGUGGAGAGGGCGCUGAGCGGGGCGGAGAAUUUAAGGAUUGGGUUUGAGUUUGUUGUCAAGGUUGAGGGGAGGGGCGGGGUUGUUGAGGGGGAGUAG